AAUUAUCGUAGUCAUUCGGUAGGUGAGUUAACUUUAACAUGUCGUAUAUAAUAUAGUCACAUUUGAAUUAGUGAGAAUAGAAAAAAACAUUUUCAUUAUUUUUUUUAUUUCAAAAAAAAAAAAAUGUUAUCUUCAAAUGAAACUUAAAUAACUUUUUUUUGAUUUCUAUUCAAUUUUUUAAAAAAAAAUCUUUAUAAAAUAAAAGAAACAUUUUCAAAUUUCGGGGACUUUUAUGUUUUUUUUUUUUGUGUAAUUUAAGAAAAAACCUCGAGUAACAAAUAAAAGAAAGUUUCUUUUUUUUUUGCUGUCAAAAGAAGGAAAAAAAAAAAACAAGAAAGAAAAAAUAUAAAAAAAAAAACCGUGAGGAAAGAAAAAUUUCCAAUAAAGUCGGGCGUGGAACUGCAAAAAAAAAAAUAUAAUAUCUAUGUACCUAAAUUAAUAGAACAUUAAAUUUGGAUUAAAAAAAAAAACAAGAAUAAAAAAAUAAAAGAAAAAAACAUAAGAAAGAAAGGAAAAAAAAAAAACAAAUUAUACACCAAAAUGGCGCAUCAAAUUGCCCCAUCGGUGAAUUGUUCUCUAGACGAUAUCGAUUUAAAUGCUUUAAAGGAUCCUGCCGGUAUAUUUGAAUUAAUUGAAGUUGUAGGCAAUGGAACAUAUGGACAAGUUUAUAAGGGUCGUCAUACAAAGACUGGUCAAUUGGCUGCCAUUAAAGUUAUGGAUGUAACUGAAGAUGAAGAAGAAGAAAUUAAAUUAGAAAUAAAUGUAUUAAAAAAAUACUCAAAUCAUCGUAAUAUUGCAACAUAUUAUGGUGCAUUUAUUAAAAAAUCACCACCUGGUAAAGAUGAUCAAUUAUGGUUAGUUAUGGAAUAUUGUGGUGCUGGUUCUGUAACUGAUUUAGUUAAAUCAACAAAAGGUCAAAGUUUAAAAGAAGAAUGGAUUGCAUAUAUUUGUCGUGAAAUAUUACGUGGUCUUAGUUAUUUACAUUCAAAUAAAGUAAUACAUCGUGAUAUUAAAGGACAAAAUGUAUUAUUAACUGAUAAUGCUGAAGUAAAAUUAGUUGAUUUUGGUGUAUCAGCACAAUUGGAUCGAACAAUAGGAAGACGUAAUACAUUUAUUGGUACACCAUACUGGAUGGCACCAGAAGUAAUUGCAUGUGAUGAAAAUCCAGAUGCAACAUAUGAUAAUCGAUCUGAUUUAUGGUCACUUGGUAUAACAGCAUUAGAAAUGGCAGAAUCUCAGCCACCAUUAUGUGAUUUACAUCCGAUGAGAGCAUUAUUUUUAAUACCAAGAAAUUCACCUCCACGACUUAAAUCAAAAAAAUGGUCAAAAAAAUUUCAUGGGUUCAUUGACACAGUUCUUGUGAAAGACUAUCAUCAGAGGCCUUACACAGAACAACUAUUAAAACAUCCUUUCAUUAAGGAACAACCGACUGAACGACAAGUUAGAAUUCAAUUAAAAGAUCACAUUGAUCGUUGCAAAAAACGAAAACAAGAAAAAGAACGUGAAGAUUAUCGUUAUUCUGGUUCAGAUAAUGAUGAUGAAGAGCCACAAAUUGCGGGUGAGCCAAGCUCAAUAAUACAACAACCAGGUGGUGAUACAUUACGCCGUAAUUUUCAACAAAUACAAACAACGAGUGGUAAUGAACAACCUCAACCUAAUAGGAAUCAAAAGCCGCAACCCCGGCCACAACAAAUAGAAGAACCGGGACCACCAUCAAGGCCUGCCUUACCACAACGUUUAAUAGUUGUACCAGAUCCACCACAACAUGCAAAUAGACCAUUACCUCCAACACCAAAAAGUUCAUCAAAUGGUAAUGGAAGCGGUGGCGGUGGUAAUAGUUCAUCAUCAAUUGAACAACAACAGCAACAAAGAGCUCAACAACAACAACAAACGCCACAACAACAGCAAAGAAAUUCACAGAAUAUGUUUAAACCAAUGUUACCACCGAGGAGGCCAGAGGAUUUGGAUAUGUUAGCUGCACAAUUAAGUGAUUCUGGUAUUACAUCCCAACAGUCGGGACAACAACAACAACAAUCUCAAGCACAACAACAGUUACAGCAACAACAACAGUUGCAAUUGCAAGGUAGUGGUAGUGGUGGUUCUAUAUCAUCAGGUCAACCUGAAGCCCCACCACGUAAUAAUAGGCAACAAUCAAUAAUAAAUUCAAAUAAUAUUAUAACAUCAACACCAGCUGCACCAACAAAACCGGCACCAGCGCCACCAAAUCAACAAAUAAUUAAUCCAUUAGAUCCAUUGGAUAGUAGUGAUUCAGAUAGCGAACCAGAUGAACCAAAUGAACGUGGACGUAAUGAUGGUACAUUGUUGGCUAGUGAUCCACCGAAGCCACUUCCUGAAUUUUCAUAUAGGCCUGGCUUGGGUCCCCUCUCUGAAGAUUCAACAAAUGCAACCAGUGGUGGUGGUGCUAUAACACAUGGAUCUAGUGGUGGUGGUGGUGGACCACCAAAUAGACCAUUACCUCCGACACCAGAUGAUGAUGAUCAAGCUGGAGAUCGAACAUUGAUAAUGAAACGUAAACUUGAAAGUCAAAAACAUAAUUCGUUAACAUCAACAACAUCAUCAUCAACAUCAGCUUCGGAAAAUGAUGAAGCAGUUUUAUUACGUGAUUGGGACUUUGAAAGAUUCUUUCCAAAUCGUUCAUCAUUAAAUCAUCAUCAUAAUCAUCAAUCAAAUAGUAAUAAUGGUUCACUUAGAUCAAAUGAAUCAAUGAUUGAUAAAUUGAAUCCAAGAAGCGGCCAACAACAUCAUCAACAAUCAUCACAACAAUAUAAUUGUAAUAAAGAUAUACAACCAUUUAAAAAACCAGUUCCUAAUUUUGGUGGUCUUAUUAAUAAUCAACAACAACAGAAUAAAAAUAAAAUAUCAAUUGAUGAUUUUAAUAAUAAAAUAAAAUUUGAGGAACGUAUUAAACAUGAAAUUUUUGCUGCAAAUGCAAAAGUUAAUCAUGCUUUAAUUAAUAAUUUAAAAGAACGUUCACCAGAUAAAAUACGUAAUAGUAGUAGUGGUGCUAAUGAUAAUGAUAUAUCAAUUAAUUACAAUAAUAAUAAUAGUAAAAAUCACAAAAGACAAGAAUCUGAUUCAAAAUUACCAAUUAAUUUUGUAAGAGGAUUCCGUCGUGAAAAUUCUGAUUUUUUUCCAUUAUCAAAACGUCAUUCAGCUAUUUUAGGUGAACGAAAUAUUAAUAAUUUACCAAGUAUACCAUUACAAAUUCAGCAACGGUCAAGUGCUAUUUUUCAACGUAAUCGUAAUAAAGGUGAACCAGUAUUAACAGAUUUUUGUACUAAACAUAGUAUUGGAUCUAAUCAACAACAACAGCAACAACAACCACAUUCAUUAUCUAAAAAUGAUAAAACUAUUUCUAAUACUAAUAGUAAUAUUAGUAAUAUUACAAUUACAAAUUUUAAUUCUAAUUCAAAUUCAAACUCAAAUUCAAAUUCAAAUAAAUUAGUUAAUAAUAUAACAAAUAUUACUACAAAUAACACAAGUACUUCAAAUUCACCAACAACAUCUUCAUCAACAAUAGCAAUUGCAAAUGUUACAAACAACAAAAGUAAUAAUAAUAAUAAUAGUAAUAAUAAUACUAAUGUUAAUAGUAGUAUUACAAAUAUUACUUGUCAAAGUAGUAGUAAUAGUAGUGGUAGUAGUAGUAACAAUACAAAAAAAUCAACAAAUGAUAAUAAUACUACUAGUUGGAGCAGUACAUUAACAUCAAAGAAUUUAAAUUUUUUGAGACCAAGACGUGAAAAAACUGAAUCAGUUAUAUUUGUUAAAAAUUCAACAACACGUCAACAACAAUUAUUAUUAGCUCAACAAUUACAACAACAACAGCGUGGUGAAAGUAGUGGUCUUGGAACACCUGGAACUCGAACAAGCAGUGUAUUACCAGAUUUACUCAGUCAAGCUUCACCUGCUACCCCACCACGUCAUGAUAAAUCGGGUGAAGAGUAUCGUUUGGCCAUCAACAAUUCAGUGCAUUCCACGCCAUCAAAAUCUUUUAUUAUGAAUUCUUCGCCACAAUCGACUAUUUCUUCUAAUAUGUCUUCUUCGCCAAGUAGAAAUAGUCCAAAUCAAUCAAUAACAAAUAUAACAAAUUCCUCAAGUAGUAUUAAUUUAAUUUCAACAAAUAUUAAUAAUAUUAAUUUAAAUAAUCAAAUAAAUAAUAAUGUAAAUUUAUCUAAUAAUUCACAAUUAUUACAUCAAAAUAAUCCACAAUUACAACAACAACAUCAAUAUUUACAACGGCAACACCAUUUACAAUCACAACAACAACAACAACAACAACAACAUCAACUACAAAAUUUACCACCGCAUGCAUAUGCAUUGCAACAGAAACAGAAAAGUUUCUUAACAUUUGGUUUUGGUGCUGGUGGUUCUGGUUCAUCAUCACGUCGUGAAAGUCAUGUUAAUGUUAAUGUAACGCCAACAUCACAUGAUGCUGCUAGUGAUACACCUGAAAUUCGUAAAUAUAAAAAACGUUUCAAUUCGGAAAUUUUAUGUGCUGCAUUAUGGGGUGUUAAUUUAUUAAUAGGUACUGAAAAUGGUUUAAUGCUAUUAGAUCGUUCUGGUCAAGGAAAGGUUUAUCAGUUAAUAUCAAGAAGGCGAUUCCAACAAAUGGAAGUAUUGGAAGGCCAAAAUAUUUUGGUUACAAUAUCGGGUAAAAAGAAUCGAGUAAGAGUGUAUUAUUUGUCAUGGUUAAAAUCAAAAAUUUUACGGACUGAUGGAUUGUCAGAUCAAGUCGAAAGACGAAAUGGUUGGAUAAAUGUUGGUGAUCUUCAAGGCGCUGUUCAUUUCAAAAUAGUCAAAUAUGAAAGAAUAAAAUUUCUUGUGAUUGCACUUAAGGAUUCAAUUGAAAUUUAUGCGUGGGCACCAAAACCAUAUCACAAGUUUAUGGCAUUUAAAAAUUUUGGAGAAUUAGAACAUCGACCAUUACUUGUUGAUUUAACAAUUGAAGAUCAAUCUAGAUUAAAAGUUAUUUAUGGUUCAGCUGAAGGUUUUCAUGCCGUUGAUUUAGAUUCAGCUGAUGUUUAUGACAUUUAUCUUCCUAAACAUACUCAAGGUGCAAUCGUUCCACAUUGCAUUGUAGCUCUUCCAAAUUCAAAUGGAAUGCAACUACUGCUUUGUUAUGAUAAUGAAGGUGUUUAUGUGAAUACUAGUGGACGUGUUUCAAAAAAUAUUGUAUUACAGUGGGGUGAAAUGCCAACUUCUGUAGCGUAUAUAGGCACUGGACAAAUUAUGGGUUGGGGCAAUAAAGCAAUUGAGAUUCGCUCAGUUGAAACUGGACAUUUGGAUGGCGUAUUUAUGCACAAAAAAGCUCAACGUCUAAAAUUCCUUUGUGAAAGGAAUGAUAAGGUGUUCUUCAGUAGUGCCAAAGGUGCUUCAUCAUGUCAAAUCUAUUUUAUGACACUCAAUAAGCCUGGAAUGGCUAAUUGGUAGAUGGCAUUUUUUUUAUUAUUAUUAUUAUUUUUACAACUAUUAAUUAAUUAUAAUUUUUUUUUUAUUUUUUUAUAUAAUAUAUAUAUAUAUAUAUAUACAUAGCACAUAAUAAAUAUAUCAUAUAUAAAUAUAUGAUUAUGAUAGAAAAAUAAAACAUUCAAGGUGAUCCACAAAAUUUUAAUAUUUUGAUAAAAAAAAAAAUAAAAAUAAUAAAUAACAAAAAGUAAAUUAAUAAAAUUAUAAAAUAAUUUUUAAAUUUUGUUUAGUUUAAUAAAAGCGCAAAUAAAAUAAAUGUAAAAAUUCAAAAAUUAGAAUUCUUCAAAUUAAAAUUAAUUAGAUACGAUUGUUAUUGCAAUUUUAUAAAAAUAUUUUGUAUGAUUUUUAAUUAUGUUUAUAAUUUUUUGGAACUUUUUUUUUUUAAACUAUUGCUAUCAUAAAAUUUUCAUUAAUUUUAAAAUAUUUUUCUAAUGCAAAUCUAUAAAUCAUUUUAAAUGGUAAUAAUUAAUAUUUCAGUUAUUUAAAAUAUAGAAGUUUUGUCAGAACAUUCAAAGAAUUUGAGUUCGUUCAAAGAACUGAGAAUAUGUUAAAAAUCUUGUUUCGUGAGAUCUAUUUCUUAUAUUAUUUUUAAUAAUUUUUUAUAGCAUUUUCGUUGAUAUUACAAGAAUAAAUAUGCUAUUGUUAUCAAUGUUCAAAUAGUAUUAAUUAAUUAAUUUUUUCAAUGCAUUGUGUUCACAAAUUACAAAUUUGCAGAAUAAGUUGAACUUUAUUCCUUCAACUUUAUUUUUU
Messenger RNA from Condylostylus longicornis, 6237 nucleotides. RefSeq names its product serine/threonine-protein kinase mig-15 (gene msn). The coding region runs from base 541 to 5451 and encodes 1636 amino acids. Lineage: Eukaryota; Metazoa; Arthropoda; Insecta; Diptera; Dolichopodidae. The record is from RefSeq and is a predicted model, not a curated record. The transcript has 19 exons. Gene Ontology annotation, molecular function: protein kinase activity; ATP binding. Gene Ontology annotation, biological process: protein phosphorylation.